Penicillium lagena is the source of this 2946-nucleotide messenger RNA. Its product is annotated as ankyrin repeat domain-containing protein. The transcript is spliced from 5 exons. Gene Ontology annotation, molecular function: protein binding. The record is from RefSeq and is a predicted model, not a curated record. The coding region runs from base 1 to 2946 and encodes 981 amino acids. Lineage: Eukaryota; Fungi; Ascomycota; Eurotiomycetes; Eurotiales; Aspergillaceae.
AUGGCAUCUCUUUCGUCUGAUGAUAAUCUUGAUCAAGAGGCCAUCGCUCGACUUCAGCGAGACUUCCUUUCUGCAAUUACAUCUGUGGUCAGGAAGCCCAGAAUACUAAAGAAAAACAUCAGAAGGCUUGAAACAUACCUGAGCAAUCCAUUUCUCGAUAUCAACUUCCAAGUAGACGGCAUCUCGCCUUUAGCAAUGGCCACAUCGGAAUGGCGGGUGCUUGAAAGGCUCUUGCAACCUGAGAAAGUUGACCUGAAUUUUCGUAUCUGCGACGGGCGGACGAGUAUUUUCUUCGCAAUUAAGACACCCCGAACUGAUUCUCUUAAACUUCUCCUUAACAAAGGAGUCGCCAUUGACCUGAGGGAUAAUCGAGGUCGCACCCCAUUAUCCGUGGCUGCAGAGCUUGGACGACUCGAGCAUGUGAAACUUCUCAUUCAAUCCAAUGCAAACAUAAAUCUAGCAGACGGAAAUGCGUGGGCACCAAUUGCAUGGGCAAUUUCAACACAGCAUAAUGAGGUGGUGAGUUAUUUGUUGUCACAAAGUGACAUCGAUCUCCGCACUCAAGAUGUCGAUGGUCGAACGCUACUAGCGAUCGCUGCGCAGACCGAAAAUAUCGAAAGUCUAAGACUUCUAAUUCGUGUCAACAUCGCUGCCAGCCCAACGGACAGGAUUGAAUGCAACCCUUUGAUAUGGGCUAUCCUUCAAACAGAUAUCAUCACUAUCUGUCUAUUACUUAGAGCUGAUUGGAGCCUUGUUCAUCGCAAAGUGAAAGGGAGAACUCCACUGUCGAUAGCAACAGAAAUUGGGAAUGCUGAGAUGACAAGAGUUCUCAUUGAAUCAGGAUCCAAUGUAAAUGCAGUAGAUGAGUCUGCAUGGCCUUGUCUAAGAGAAUAUUCAUUCGACAGCUAUAUGCCUCCCAAUAACUUCCUCCAAGAGGUUGAUUGCUUCGUUAUCGGUGCCAAAUCGAGCGCAAGAGCUCGACAGCCCCUAUUGCUGGCUAUUGAAUUUAAACGUUGGGAAGUAUUGGAAAUACUUCUUGAGGCAAAGGCAGACAUCAAUUCAAGAGAUGCGAGAGGGUGGACAGCACUUACCUGGGCAGUUGAUCUAAAACGGCAAAAGGCAGUCGAGCUCAUAGUCUCAAAUCCCGGGCUUGACUUGAACUGCCGUGAUAUAAACGGCCAAACACCGUUUGCACUUGCCGCUCGUGGGGGCACUGUACGCAUCUUGGAAGAUAUCGUCAAAUUGAAUCCCGACGUGAACUCAGAAGAUGCGAAACAACAGACGCCGCUAGCAUUGGCUGUCGCAGAUAAUCGGGAAUUAACCGUCAAUUUUAUGCUCACCAUACCAGAGAUUUGUGUUGAUCAUCAGGACACACAAGGUCGAACGCCUUUCUCUUUGGCGGCAGAAUUGGAGUUGUUACCAAUAAUGCAGGCGCUCCUCUGGAAGAAAGCAGAUCCGCACAAACUUGACAGCCAAGGCCAUACAAGCUUUUGGUGGUUUCUCAAAGCAAGGAGUGAGAGACUUAGCUCACCACGGUCGUCAGAUCUUGAAGAUUGGGAUUCUCAGAGUCUUCAAGCUCUAGUCUGUGCCCUGCCCAUGCCCAACAAGCCAGACCCCUCAGGUCGUAAUUGGCUGUCUUGGGCCGCUUCGUACGGCGAUGAAGAGAUUGUGAGAUCAUUCUUGCUGUGUACCGAAAAAGUGAACAUCAAUAUUCGAGACGACACCCAGGAGACCUUUUCCAAGACUCCGUUGAUAUGGGCAUUGGAAGGGGAACACAGCGCUGUGAUAAAGCUGCUUCUAGACAGCGACGAUCUUUCAUUACAUUUAUUGGUUGAAGGGCUGAAGUAUUUCAAGAAGGAAGACCCCUUAAGGCCAAUAAGAAUACUCUUGCAAGCAGGCUACAAUCUCAACCAGACGGACUCUAACGGAAGGACUCCUCUGCAUAUUGCCUGUCGCAUGGGUGACGAAGAAAUGGUUUCCACUCUUAUCAAUGCCAACGCAAAUCUCAGCUGCAAAGAUCACACUGGAAAUAUCCCUUUACAAUACGCGUUGAAAGCGAAAAGCAAAAACGUCGUGAAUCUUCUUCUAAGUGCUUCAUUGGCGGACCUCAAACCUGUCAGCUCCGAAGAGUGGUUCAGCCUUGGACAGAAACGGCCUACUUGGAUUCAGAUUACCAAGAAGAUACAAAAUGAGGGGUUUGGCCUGGAAUUGGUUAAUGAUGUUGAAUGUGUCUGGCUACCCUGUGCAAGAGAGUCUAGACUUUGUCUUUGUGGAAAAGAAUCAGUUUGGCCACAGUUGCCUAGACUUUUUGGAAUCCAUGAUCUCAUAAUGCAACAAGACGGAUAUUUUAAACAUGCUCACAUGGAACUUGGUCAUCGACUUGUUACAUACAUAUCGAUAGAGUUCCCGGAAGAGCAAGAGAAAGGGUACCAAUAUCCGUGGGGCGUUGCUUGGGCCAGCCGUCACACAACGGAGGGUCUUGCUCAUGCGUUCAUCAGCACGCUUCCAAACGGUUGGAUGCCAGAGGACCCUGCUGAUUUUGUCAGACAGUUCCUCGUAACUGUACAACAGAAAUGGAAAAGUGUAUGCUUUGAUGCGAGCCAAAAAGUUGAGGAAUUGCGAGGCGAACAGGUUAAGAAGAAAGGACGAAGCCUUGACCUUAUCGAUCAGCUUGCCAAAAAUUCUCAAUCACGCGCAGGCCUUCAGAAAUACUUGCAGUCACAUCUUGAACGGGUUAGAGAAAUGCUUAUGCUCAACACUUCACUUGAUUUGAACCAGAAAUCACAGAUCAGAGCAGAUAUAGACUCAAUCGAAAAGGACCUGACCGCGAGACUUAACCAUUUGGAGCAGGCUGUACGCGAACUGUUACAGAUUGAACUUGCUUGGGUUUCCACGAAUGAGUCUGCGAGUUUCAAGCGCCUCAGUUGGAUCACUUCGCUUCUCUAG